Molecule: messenger RNA, 5983 nt
Organism: Nezara viridula (southern green stink bug)
Lineage: Eukaryota; Metazoa; Arthropoda; Insecta; Hemiptera; Pentatomidae
Source: the annotation of a GenBank genome assembly
ACAAUUGUUGUAGUGUAAUAUAUAAUAAAUGCAAAUGUGAAUAUACUUCUACAGAUCUACAGGAGAGAUUGAAAGAAAAGGAAAAAGGAUAUUAUAUGAAAUAAUAGAUAUAAAGGAAUGUGGAGAAAGAAAAUAAAAAAUAAAACCAAAACAAUUUAAUAAAUAAGUAAAUAAAAUUAGAGACUUACAGGUAUGUUCAGCUAGGAUUUUCACUUAGAAUUGGAAAAUCAGGGUAAGAGAGCAGGAAUUGGGGAAUUUGCUUUAGUUUAGAAUCUUGUUACUUAGAUUACACUGUUUAUAUUUUAAUUUACUUACUGUUUAUAAUUUUAAUAAGUUUAUGCACAUUGUUUAUAAUUUUUGUCUAAAUAUUAUGCAACUUCCACAAUUCUCUAUCUGUUUUUAUCUUGUCCGUUUUAGCCCUGAAGAAGACCUGCAAAGUCGGGUCGAAACGUUGGCUUUUAAUAAAAUAGUUUUGUCAAUAUUUAGUCUAUUUAUGACCGCAACCCCGGACCAUCUCCUUUCUUUAAUUUUUAAUUUUAAUGGUUUUUGUCAACUCUUCUUCUUAUAAUUUUUAAUAUUUAAACUGUACUCCUUAACUUUUCUUCUUUUAAUAUUAUUUUUUAGUUUUUAAAAUGUAUUUUUAGCUUUUGUUCUUAAUCUUAAAAUCAUUAACCUAUAUUUUAAUCGCCUUUAUUAACUUAUUUUCUUUUAAUCUUUAACUUCCAAUUUUUAUAACUUUAUUUCAACUGUACCAUCGUAUUCAACUCUAAUUAUUUUAAACUUUUUAAACAUUAAAUUGUAUUUGUUAACUGUAGGUUUGUUAUGUAAACCUACGAAGUAGUUGUUCUAAUCGUAAAAUAGGGUGAAAAUGACCCAGGUGGUUGAAGAUCACCCAAACAUUUUUAAAUAAAAAUAAAUAAAAUAUUUAUUCAGUUUACUUUUAAAAGUUCAUCGGGUUAUUGAUUGAAUAACAGGAGAUGUGGCCCGGCAACGAGAAGUCAGUGGCAUCUUCUUAGGGUCGGCAAUAAUUCAAUCUUGACCCACGUGACCGCGGUGACCAGAAGGCGGGCAAACAGCUGUUUCCGGCCCCCGGAGUAAUGGAGAUUCCCUGUUUCCUGCACCGCCUCCCAAAUAUCUCAUGGCGGGAACAUGAGAAGGAGCUUAGAGCAGCUUCCGUUACCGAGAUCUGUCACCAAUAUGCCGCCGACCUAAAAUAUACCCGUCUAGAUUUUUCAAGACAGACAGCGAGGUGUGGACUGGUAGUCUCUUCGAAUGGACAGGAGUACCUUAUCGUGUUAAGGCCCUUUCCUCGAACAAAGCUUUCUCCCAAAAUAUCUUCAAUUUAAUUGUUUAUUUGUUAAUAUUUUCGCAAAUAAAUGAAACAGAAAAAAAUGAACGUACUUUUUUGCUACUUUUCAAUUGCAUAUUCAGCACAAAACGCGUUCCUGAAAGACUAACUACUAGCUUCCGUGAGCAUUAGAGGGAUCGAUGGAACAAAUUCUAACCAGAAUUUUAUUACACGAAUUAAAACUUUUUAAAUAUUAACUAAAAUAAAUUAUAUUUCCAUUGCGUUGCUAGUUGUUUGUUAUUAUAAUUUAUUUUCGUCAGGUGAACAUAAAAUAAACGAAUCGAUUUUCGAUAUGAUUUUGCAUACAUCGAUAGCAAUUUGUCAACUUGUCCAAGUAGUUGCUGUUGAAACAACAGUACCGCUAACAGUACAAUAACCUAUGGAAGGUUAUUCGAUAUAUUUGAGCUCGAGUUUGUAAACAUGUUUUCGUUACUAGUGUCAUUAAGAUCCCUUCGGAUGUUAACUAUAGUACAAUUUAGGUUUAAUUUAAAAUGAUGUAUGGGUAGCUUCAAAAGAGAACGUCACAAAAACCUAUUCCCUCAUGAAGCAACUUUUGUUUCAUGUGAGGAAUUGCUAUUUAUGAUGGAAUUGUAUGAGCCUGACCCUCUCACGGAUAAACUCUUGGCAUAUUUUCGAAGACGUAGAUACAUUGAUGGUGAUGUAAUUUUGAAACCUGAUUUGAACAUCACACCUGAAGAGAACAUACUCAUUUCUAACAUUGAAAAAGAUACAUCUAGGCCCAAUGUUGCUACAUAUAGUACUGCUGUGACAGAUAUUGGACUUGCUGAACAACAGUUUACUUUGCUUAAAAAUUGGAUUGCCGAAUUAUCUGAAGAACAGUGUCAAAAUGAAUUAUCACCAGUAUUAAUGCCUCUCCUGUUUCAUUUGUAUUUGGACAGCUUGAGGUCGACCCCUAGACCCAGCUCUCUGAAAUUUCUCAAAAGGCUAUCUUCUUCCCUUAUAUCUGAAGAGUGGUCUCAGCUUUAUGAGCAAUUAGUUUCUCUUCAUUCUUCUUUAGAUAUUUCAAAUCAACCUCUUGUGAAAUUGUUCAGGGAGUCCAAGUACGAAGUUAGUGUAUCAUCUCGCUCAAUAGCUUUGUUAAGAAAAUUUUUGUCCUCGAAAACUCUGCAUAUACUAAUCCCUAGUUUCCAAACUUGGUUUGAGUUUGCAGUUUCAACUGAAGAUAUAUUAAGUAGUGAAGAAGAGAUGCCAACCUCAGGAUUGUCUGGUAACUGUGAUGAAGAGGAAAUAGAUGAACAUGAUGACGAAGAAUAUACGACUGUUACUGAUAAGGAUAUGGUAGAUUUAAUGAACGAAAUAAAUAAUAAAAGGUUGCAGCCCACUCCUCCCCCGCCUCUUCUUCUAUAUACAGCUCAUAAAACAGAAGGGAUUGUAUGUGGAAGAGUUUCUGGUGAGUGUAAACUUGCAGCAACGGGAGAUCAGAAGUCUGAAGUAAGAGUUUGGGGUCUUGGAGAUACUAAACUGACUCCCCAACUCCAUCCUAGUUAUUUUAGUAGUGUUCCUCUUGCUGCUUUUACUGAACCUAUCAAUGACUCGAAAUUACAAAACGAAAAACAGAUGUGGUCAUUGAGAGGUCAUAGUGAUACCGUGUAUGAUGUUGCAUUCCUCUCGGACUCGGAAUAUCUCAUUUCGGUAUCUUUUGAUAGUACAAUGCGGUUAUGGAAAUUGUCUGACUAUUCGUGUGCUGCAGUAUACAGGGGACAUUCCUCACCAGUGUGGGGCGUAGCAGUCAGUCCAAUAGCAAAUUAUGUCGCUACAGCAUCACAUGACAAAACUGCUAGGCUUUGGUCGUUGGAUCGCACAUUUCCAUUGAGGGUAAUGGCAGGUCACCAUCAAGAUGUCACGUGUGUGGCAUUUCACCCGAACGGUAGCUAUUUAGCAACGGGAUCGCCUGACAGAACCCUGCGGUUGUGGUCUGUUACAGAUGGCAGCUUAGUGCGUGUUCUAGGUUGCCAACCUGGCCAAGGAGGUGUGGGGACUUUAGCUUUCAGUCCUAACGGCCAAUAUGUAGCGUCCGCAGGUGAUGACCGUUAUGUUUGGCUUUGGGACCUUGCUCGUGGUAGUUUAAUACAGCAACUUUCGGGUCAUACCAGCAGGGUCAUCUCUGUCGACUGGAGCCAUGAUGGAUCUACGCAGGAUACCGCUGCAACUCACAAGGCCAGCUCAACUCAGCAAUGGCUGCAAAAGAACAUUCCAGAGUUCAUUUCUGCCUCGGAUUGGCGCUCAGAAAGCCCUAAUCUCAACCCACUAGAUUAUCGGCUUUGGUCCCAACUGGAGAGGAUGGCAUGCCACAGAGCACAUCCUAACUUGAAAAGCCUCAAUCUCUGGUCCGAGCAGUUUGAUGGUGAAAUAGAACCUAAGAAGUAUGUUACUCAAUGUUCUACCCUUCUCUCUCUUCAGUAUUCGACUAAAAAUGCUCUUGUGGCUGUUGGUCUCUCGUGAUUUAGCUCAAUGUACAGUGAUAUUUAUUUUACUAUUUAUUAAAUGAAUUUGUUAGCGAUUGACUUAAAUGAAUGUUAAUGUGUUAUAUAGUGAUUGAGAGAUUUUUUCUCACUUUUGAGAUUUUGUAAUAUAUGUUUUGUAAAUAUCUUUUAUUUAAAAAUGUCUAUAUUUAUAUGUAUGUAUAUAUAUGUAUACAUAUAUGUAUAUGUGUAUUCAAUUGUAUAUUGUCAGUUUACGGAUGAAACUGAAUAUCAGUCCUUUUUUUAUAAACGUUUGGACCUCAAGAUUAUUUUAGAAUUAUGAAACUAUGUAGUUAAAUUUACCAGAAAUGGUUGGCAUGUUAAAGCAUCUGUUAUAUUAUUAUCAUAAAUUAUUGGAAGCGCAACAAUUUGAAAAAGGAAAACAAAAAUUAAUUAAUAUAAUGAAUAAAAUUUUAUUCAGACCAAGAAAUAAAUAUAAAGUAGUAACUUUGAUGCUUGAUAUGUUUCUUAUUCUCUUGAAACCAUAUCAUCUUGAAUUAUUUUAAGAAAGACAUUCAUUUUGUUGUCCAUUUUAGGAAUGAAUCUCACUAAAGAAAUAAUAUGUAUUUUAUUCAAAAUUUUUUACAGGCUGCCCAAAAGUUCAUUUUAAAAUUGAAUAACUUUUUUAGUUUUUAACUGACAUAAGACAGUCUUUAUAAAAGGAAUUUGAAUAGGGAUUCUUAAAUUAUUUUUUUAAUUUGUUGAACAGAGUUAUCUUUAUCUUGAUAUCUUCAUAAUAUUAGUUUCAUUCUGUGGUACCUUUGUUGGUUGUUAAUAACAGCAUUUCAGAAGUAAAAUAUUAAAUCAAAAUGUUAAUUUCUCAGGAGAGCCACAUGAAUAUGUCCCUGACUUAAGUCGUAAAUGUAUCCAGAGGAUUUUGUUUUUAAAUUUGUUUUCUAUCGUUAUUUUAACCCUUUUGCUAUAACAUCAAUUGUGACUUACAGUUACAUAAAUUGAUAAAAAUUGUGACUUAACAUAUGUUACCUCCAAGUUACUUCAAUAUUUUUCUUUAUUUAAAUUAGAAAGUAAUUAGUUUAUUUUUUCUAGAUUGGUAUUUUUAGUUGAAACAUGUUAUACUUAGAAAUCUAAAGGGAAAUCAAUACUGGCCAUUCUUCUCUAGCGAUUUCUUAUGUUGUAAUGCACAUUUUCAGUCCUAAUUUGGUAAAAGUUCCUUAGAAUUUUUGUUAAAUUCUCCCCAAAAUCCGUAUUCUAUCCUAAAAUAAUCUUAAUAUGAAUAUUCAAAUAUACAUACUAAUCACUAAUAUGUAAAAUCAAAAUAGGAUUAAUGCACCAUCGAAUAUUUGGACAACUGUUUGAUAAUAACAGGUGAUGGAAGUAUGAUAUUGUGCUAAAAUCUGGUUUCUGACAAUGAGGUCUUUAUCGGUGUUAAGUAAAUGGAACUGUUUAUAUAAUUCUGUAUUUAUACUAUUUUGUAUAUUAUUUGAAAAGAAUUUUCUUUUUCCUCUUUUUUUAUUUAGAGGUUUCUAGUGUGAAUUAAAAAUUUAAAUCCAAUUAUAGGAUUUAAAGGCUUUCAUAAAUGAUAAAAUUCUGAUUACAUCCUUGCCGUUUAAUGUAACUAAUUUCAUUGUUGGUUCCAAUAUUUGAUACAGAUGGGGGUAUAUGGAUCUUACUACAAAUAAUCAUGAGACAAUUCAUAAAGACAAAUUCAAAGGCAGCUAAGCUCUAUUUCCUACAUUUUGUUUAUUGACUGCUCCAUUGUUAUCCAUACCAGUUUUGUCAUGCUAUUUAUGUUCUACUUAGUUAAUAAAAAAAAAGUUUAUUUUAUUUUAAAAGUUAUUCAAUUUUUUAAUGGCCUUGUAACUUUGUUGGCUGUCCUGUUUAUUUUAAGUAAUAUUUCAUAAAUUUAAAUAGUAGCAGAUUGACUAUUUAAUAGGUAUAAUGUUAUGUUACCAGGAAGAAUUUUUUUUCAUGCUAUGAAGAUAUAUGACACCUUAGUUUACCCUUUUUGCAUGUUAUCAUCAUACCAUGAUUGACGAGGGGGAACAUUGUCAUUGUUGUGUUGUUCUCCCGUUGGCCAUAUCAGCCUCAACCUUUGUACUAUUGAUCUCUAUCAUCGCUAAGUUUAUUCUAUUUUUUAAAAACUUUUUUAAUUUUUCAAUAAAUGUUCAAUUAUUUGGUUACUUACAGUUAU